GAUGCGCAAUCAUAUUUAUUUUUACAUCACUCAUCACAUCAACUCACGUCUAAUCCAGCCGAGGUAUUGCUUCAUGUCCUUGGUUUCCAGAGCUAAAGUAUGACACUGUCAUGCAUGCAUUUAUAUAGCAAGUUGUCUUAUAUCAGCAGGUUUAUUUCAUUAAGAAAAUUUGUAGUUUUAUUUGUUAAUUACUGACGGAAAAUGGAUAUCGAACCAGGUGUCCUUUUGUGUCACGAGUUUGACUUGCUUUCAUCCAUUGAAGACCCCACCAAUUUAGACUUUGACUUUGACACCACACCCGCAAGUGAUUUGUUCUCAGCCUGUCAUGGAUUUUGGGUUGAUCAAAAGUCUGGAAAUAUAUUUCUUCGUUUGGAACCAGCAGAUGAAAACGAUAAAGCGCGUUUUUGUAAAACCGAUAUCAAAUUUAUAUUUCAAAAUUGCAUAAGAAUUUUAAUACUAGCCAUACAAGAAGAAGCGCAACCAAAUUAUUGUAAAUUUAUACCAAGUGCUAUCAAGGACCAUGACGGUUUCUUGAAAACAAUGCUGUGUGCUCAUUCACUCACUAAACAAUUUCUACAAAAAUAUGUGACAAACCAAUUUGGGGUUGUACACCGGGGACAAAACCAUGAGGAUGAACGCGACAAUAUUUUACGCACAAAAAUUUUAUCUGGAACUAUUCAUCUCACCUAUAAGACGAAUGAUUCCUAUAUAAAGUUCAAUUUUGGCGAUGUAGAUACGACAUUAGCUCUGGAAACAAGGCAACCCACCGAGGACGGUUUUCCACAAUUUCUUAUACUAGUCAAGAAUGCAAAAUCAUUAGAAAUUUUUAAUGCUGAACCCCCUUUAAUCAACGUUACCUCCCGAUUGCUAGAGAUAACAAAACUGAUUGCCACAUUUAAUCAACUCCAAUGGGAGCGCAUAUAUUUGGAGGAGAGGAAAAAUUCUCUCCAAAUGUACUUGGAUAAUCUUCCCUUCGAAGAUAUGAUUCCACGUCAUGCCAACUACAUUAAGAGGACUGAAGAAGACAUUGUAAUCUAUUUAAUGCAGUUCCGGCAGCAAUGGAAACACAUGCAUCCUGGUCGACGAGAAAAUAUGGUUCAAAAUGAGUGGAAAAGAAUUUUAACUCAAUGUGGGCUGCAAUACAAGGAACAUCAUCUACUGUCUGGCGAAAAGGAUAGAAUGCUACAACAAAUUCGAGAUAUUCACCGUGAAACGGACAAAUAUAUAGUUAAUACAAUUUCAAAACGGUACAACGUCUUGGACACUAAAGUUAAGUUACUUAUCCCACCAUUAUUGGAUAUGGAUACCAACGCUCUGAACAAAAUGAAAAAAUUAUGUUGCAACGGUUGGGCGCAACGUGAAGUUGAUUCAGUAAAAAAUGUAAUCAUUGGUUUUGAAGACAACGGGAUUCCAUUUGACGCACAUCCAAUGAUUCAAAAUCUUGACAUCUCCUUCGGCGGAGUAUUCUUAAACCCAAAUAUCUCCAUCAAUUAUAAUAAUCCAGAGCCGGAUGAGACAAUGGGAAAAAAUCCUAUUUUAGUAAGUCUGAAAUCACUGCUGGAUUUAAACCAAGACGUGCCCCAACCAACAAGUGAAAUCAAAUUGGGUAAAGAUUUUGACAUGAUGCCAUAUUUUUAUGAAGAAAUGGGAAGCCUUGCACCACUUUUAAAAAAAGGAAACGCAAGAAUUUCUAAUAAUACUCUAAACUCAACGGCACGGAAACUGAAGAAAAGGAACAAAUUGCUCAAAAUUUAUAUCAGACAUAAGAAAUCGUUGAACUUUUCUAAAUUUCUAAGUACUGUUUUGUCUUGGAUUUAAAGUAUAUCUUCAGAUAUUUUUUUAUGUAGGUUCGUUGUAUAUUUCAAUUUAAAUAUAUGUCGUUAUGCUCAGAAUUUGGCAUCGAGCCAUGAUUUCGUUAAGAAAAUUAUUUCCCGUAAUUGUUAAAAAAUCGAAAAAUGAAUAACGUGAAAGUUUUAAAAUAAUGAACCUGAGAACAACUUGUUCUUUUUUCUGGUCUUAUGACACAAAAGCUUUUAAAAAUCAAUAUUCUUACUAGAUGAAUCCCCCCAAUAAAGCUCAAAACUUGAUUUAUUUCCA
Folsomia candida is the source of this 2097-nucleotide messenger RNA. RefSeq lists its product as uncharacterized. The coding region runs from base 202 to 1818 and encodes 538 amino acids. The transcript is spliced from 7 exons. The record is from RefSeq and is a predicted model, not a curated record. Lineage: Eukaryota; Metazoa; Arthropoda; Collembola; Entomobryomorpha; Isotomidae.